AUGUCGUGCUUCGCGGGAGCUUUUUUUAAGGGUAGUUUUUCACUAUCCCAUGUGGACUAUGCUGGGCGGGCUUCUUCUCACUGAGAAUAAAUUAUUGAUUGGGAGAAAAACUAAGCGGCAGAGAGCGAGAGGGCAACCCACUCGACUCGGGAUAGUGAAGGACUACCUUUAGUUUUUGCUUGUGGUUCUUUUGCCUUACCCUCAAGACGGAGAUGUUUAUCUGCUUCAAGUCCGAAGUUCUAUUCGAACGCAGCUCUCGCUUGAACCACUGUUGCACAGAGGGAGGGUCGACUGCCGUCGCGAACUUGGACCCGAAAACUGGCCAGUUGCAACUGCUCACGACCAAAGCAGUAGGGAAGGGGACUGAGAUUAGGGUACAUCUUCAGUUGUAUUCGAGGUGGUAUGAGCCCCUUCAGAGUUUCCAGUAGAAAUAAAGAGAGAGAGGCGAAAGUUGUCGAAGUGGAGGUCAACAUUUAAGAUAAACUUGCAGUACAAAAAAUAUACUCCCUUCUUGUUGUAGGGCACCUAGCUCAUUUUGUAGCUCACCUAGCUCAUCUCGCUUCGUCUAACCUCCUCACGAUCGACUACCUUGCUGGCGGCCGCUACGCACACCUUCAACCGGCAGAGCGGAAACUCAUUCUACAGGAGGACUAUGGGUUUUUGUGCACCUGUAAAGUCUGUAAUAAAGUCACGACUUCAGUUAAGGCUGGUUUCUCACUAUCUCAGGUCGGUGGAGGACGAGAAUCAAUGCUGAAGAAUGGCGUCCUCAUUGUCACUGAUUUAGUAAAGGGAAAACCAAGGUCGGUGGAGGACGAGUAGGCUGAGAGAAUGGUUUGGUCCUCAUUGAUUAUUUGAAGGGGAAAUAACUACUAAGGGGGACACACGGCAUUCCAGCUAAGGCGGACGCACGGCCUGGGAUCAUAGUGAAAGACUAGCGCUAAUUCAGCAGUUGUUCCAAUGGAGGCUGGUCCUGGUGGCGACCUUGCUCGUCAUAUGAACGAACAACAAGAAGGGAUGAGUGUAGAAAACAUUAGAAUAAGAAACCAAAAUCAUAAUCAAAUGACGUCUUCAAGAGACCAUGAAAUAGAUACAGAAGAUGAAGAUUGAAAAGCAGGACUGCAUCGCUUCUUCUUCUCGAAUCAUGCUUCUUUAUUUCCAGACUUAUGCUUUGAUUCUUCUAGGAGGUAGACGUAGAAUGGGCGCGUUCUAAGUAGAAUGAUUUUUUUUUGUUAUUGGGAAAGAAUAGGAGGCAGGGAGGAGC
Messenger RNA from Amoebophrya sp. A25, 1261 nucleotides. Lineage: Eukaryota; Dinophyceae; Syndiniales; Amoebophryaceae. The record is from the annotation of a GenBank genome assembly.